Molecule: messenger RNA, 5557 nt
Organism: Chelmon rostratus (copperband butterflyfish)
Lineage: Eukaryota; Metazoa; Chordata; Actinopteri; Chaetodontiformes; Chaetodontidae
Product: collagen alpha-2(V) chain-like
Exons: 55
Coding region: 82-4845 (1587 amino acids)
Cellular component (GO): collagen type V trimer
Molecular function (GO): protein binding; extracellular matrix structural constituent
Source: RefSeq, a predicted model, not a curated record
UCUGGAUGCUGUAGCUCGGGGUCAGGCUCUCUCUGACUACUUUGUCUGUGUGUGAGGACGCUGCGUGUCUGGCAUGCAGACAUGGACCCCUCGCUGCGCUCUAGGAUUACCCUCUGCCUGGUCAUCACCUUGGCUCAGGUGAUCGCCGUGACCUGCCAAGAAGAUACCAAAAAAGACACCUGCACAGAAAAUGGAAAAGUUUACGCCAACAACGACAUGUGGAGCCUAGAGCCGUGCCGGAUCUGUGUGUGCAAUAUGGGGACCGCCGUGUGCGAAGACGUGGUCUGCGAGGACCUCGGUGACUGUCAGAAAACUGUGACCCCGGAGGGCGAGUGCUGCCCUGUGUGCUUGACUGCAGCUUCAACUCCCAACACAGACCCCACAACAGCUGCAGAUGAGAAGAAAGGGGAGAGCUGCACGGUCGAUGAGGAGGUCCACCAUCACAACGACAUCUGGAAACCAGAGCCUUGCCGCGUGUGCGUCUGCGACAACGGCGUCGCCAUCUGCGAUGAGGUGCAGUGUGAACUGCUGUCAAACUGCGAGAAGGUCGUCACACCUGAGGGAGAGUGCUGCCCCGUGUGUGACAGCUUUGCCAGUGCCAGCAGGAUGAUAGAAAUUAUGGGCUUCAAGGGACAGAAAGGUGAACCAGGUGAUAUUCCAUAUGUGGUGGGACUCCCUGGACCUCCCGGCCCUGCGGGUCCUCCAGGAGCUCAGGGACAUACUGGACCAAGAGGCUUUAAAGGCAGACGGGGCUUUGCAGGGCCUCCGGGAUUUGAUGGAGAGCCUGGUGUGCCAGGAAAUCCAGGAGAGCCAGGACCCCCGGGCCAUCCCACCCACCCUGGGGGCAACCUCGUGUCCCAGAUGGCUUCAGGUUUCAACGAGAAAUCUAGUCUGGCUGGGAUGGUAUCAGGAUCAAGGGGAGAACCAGGACCUCGAGGACCUCCAGGGCCGACCGGAUCAUCAGGUCCAAGUGGUGGGCAGGGAAUUCCAGGAGAGGCUGGAGAUCCAGGACCAAUGGGUGAGCCGGGUCAUCGAGGACCAGACGGGCUGCCAGGAAAACCCGGAGCUGAUGGAGAACCUGGAGCUGCAGGUGCUGCAGGAGAACCAGGAUUUCCAGGGUCUACGGGGGCAAGAGGAUUCCCAGGACUCCCGGGUCACCCAGGACUGAAAGGUCACAAGGGACAAGCUGGUCUUCCUGGGCCAAAGGGCGAGUCUGGAGCAGUCGGAAACAAGGGUUCAUCUGGUACUGCGGGUGCGAUGGGUGCUCCAGGCCCACUGGGACCGCCAGGCAUGCAGGGAGAGAGAGGCAGAGCCGGACCAACUGGUCCCGUGGGAAAACGUGGUGCAGAGGGCCAUGUUGGCAAACCAGGUCCUCUGGGUCCAAUCGGAAUCCCCGGAGUGCCCGGUUUUCCCGGGGGCCCAGGAAUGAAGGGUGAGGCAGGACCCACAGGGGUCAGAGGAAGUCCAGGACAGCAGGGACCCAGAGGGGACGCCGGUCGCGUCGGGCCAGCUGGACCCACUGGACAGCAGGGUGUUGCAGGGACUGAUGGAGCUCCAGGUGCCCGCGGCCAAAGCGGUCUCGCAGGUGUCAUUGGUCCAGCUGGGCUGUUGGGCCCGUCCGGUCCCCCCGGCCCCCAGGGAACUACAGGAGCCCCAGGACCAAAGGGCCAAGUGGGCGACGUUGGAGUGCCUGGAUUUAAAGGAGAAGCUGGAUUCAAGGGAGAAAGAGGUGACCAUGGAACUCCGGGUCCAUUGGGCCCAAUGGGAGAGGACGGGAAGCGUGGACCCCGCGGUGAUGCCGGAUCCAUCGGGCCUCCAGGACCUCCAGGAGAGACAGGAGCUCCAGGAAACAGAGGUUUCCCAGGUGCAGAUGGUUUACCAGGCCAAAAGGGAGCCCAGGGCGAGAGAGGACUGCCAGGGUCUGCCGGCGCCAAAGGUUUACCUGGAGAUCCGGGACGGAACGGAGAGCCGGGUUUAACUGGAGCUCGGGGUCUGACAGGACUUAUUGGCGCCCAGGGAGCAGAGGGCAAGCAAGGACCGAUGGGCUUAGCAGGAGAGGAUGGCAAACCGGGCCCAGCUGGUUCUACUGGAAGCCGAGGUUCAGCUGGACCGAUGGGCCUGCCGGGACCCAAAGGCUUUGCUGGUGAUGCUGGGAAGAUUGGAGAGGCUGGCAGCGCAGGGGCUCCAGGUCAAAGGGGGCUGAACGGAAAAGACGGAGAGGGAGGCGCUGCCGGAUCAACUGGCCCAGCUGGUCCUGCAGGAAAGAGAGGAGAGCAGGGACCACAGGGACUGAACGGUUUCCAGGGUUUGCCCGGACUGCCAGGCCCACCUGGAGAGUCAGGAAAACCAGGUGAUGAGGGUCUUGCUGGAGAGGCUGGCGCUGUUGGAGGUACAGGUCCGAGGGGAGAAAGAGGCCCUCCUGGAGAGAGAGGUGAAAUUGGGCCCAAUGGGCUGCAGGGACCCAAAGGUAGUCCAGGUGGACCAGGACCAGAUGGACCAAAGGGUAAUCCUGGUCCUGCGGGCACUGUCGGAGAGCCAGGAGGUCAAGGACUGCAGGGGAUGCCGGGAGAGAGAGGCAUAUCAGGACCUUCAGGCCCAAAGGGAGAUGCAGGCUCUGUUGGAGAGAAAGGACCUGAGGGGAAAGCUGGAGCUGACGGUGCACGAGGUCUUCCUGGUCCUGUUGGACCUGCUGGUUCCAGUGGACCCAACGGAGAGAAGGGCGAAACCGGACCACCAGGACCUGCAGGACGCCGGGGAUCGAGAGGAAUUGCUGGUUCUACUGGUGAGCCUGGUCCAACUGGCUCUGUUGGCUUCCCGGGACCUUCUGGUCCUGACGGUCAGCCUGGGGUCAAAGGUGAAACAGGUGAGCCAGGCCUGAAGGGAGAAGGAGGAGCACCUGGACCACAGGGGAUGGCUGGAAAAUCCGGAGAACAGGGUCCUGUCGGCGUGACUGGAUUGAAAGGUGGCAGAGGAACGCAGGGUCAAGCGGGCGCUCCUGGUUUUCCUGGGCUGCCUGGAGGAGUUGGACCAGCUGGUUCUCUUGGUGCUGUUGGCGCAGAUGGGCCUAUAGGUGCUCCAGGAAAGCAGGGUCCUCCUGGUAUUCUGGGAGAGAACGGAGCUCCAGGACGUCAAGGAGAGAGGGGACCUUCAGGCCCGUCGGGCAACCCUGGAGAGAAAGGAGACUCUGGAGAGGACGGGCCUCCGGGGCCUGAUGGGCCUCCGGGACCUGCUGGCACCUCUGGGCAGCGAGGCGUCGUGGGUCAGCCUGGACUCAGAGGAGAGAGAGGCAUGCUGGGACUUCCUGGUCCUGCUGGUCCACCAGGAAAGGCCGGAGCUCCUGGACCUCCUGGCGGCACAGGGCCUGCUGGUGGGGUUGGUUUGCCUGGAGCCACCGGGCCAAGAGGAGACGCCGGGCCUGAGGGCAUCGCAGGAGCAGAGGGGUCUCCUGGUAAGGACGGUCUCGUAGGAGAAAGGGGAGACAGAGGUAAUUCUGGUACAGAGGGUUUGGCAGGUGCUCCAGGGUCUCCAGGUACUGAGGGUCCUGUGGGACUGACGGGUGGUCCAGGACCAAAAGGCGAUAGCGGUGCCAGAGGCACCGCUGGACCACAAGGACCAGCUGGAGUACGGGGGAAAGCGGGCCCUCAAGGACCACAGGGAGAGAAAGGAGCGCCUGGAGAACAAGGAGAGAGGGGCCAGAAAGGACACAGAGGUUUCACUGGGCUUCAUGGUCUGCCAGGAACAACUGGCGCCACAGGAGAGCCAGGAGCUGUAGGUAUUGUGGGACCAGCUGGGCCAAGGGGUCCUCCAGGAGUGGUAGGGCCUCCAGGAAAGGAAGGAAACAUCGGACAGCCCGGACCAAUGGGUGCUCCAGGAAGCAGAGGAUCCAGUGGAGAAUUAGGGGAACAGGGUCCACAAGGCGAACCCGGUCCACCCGGCCCUCCAGGCCCCCCAGGACCCCCCACUGCGGCUGCGGAGGACCUGUUUGUUGCCUCUUACGAUUAUGACGGAAACGGCGGUGUGCCAGAAGCCGUGGAAUUCCUUGAGGGAGAUGCGGCUGCUGAUCUUCCUCCACCUCCAGAGUUUAACAAAGAUGAAGCCCUUCCCAAUAAGAACGAGGCCGUCCUGCGUGCAGACACCGGAGUCUAUGCCACACUGAAGACCCUCAGCGGACAUCUGCAAAACCUGCGCAGCCCUGAUGGCAGCAAGAUGAACCCAGCGAAAACCUGCCAGGACAUAAAGCAGUGCUACCCUCAGAAGAAGAGCGGUGAGUACUGGAUUGAUCCAAAUCAAGGAAGCACAAAGGAUGCCAUCAAGGUCUUCUGCAAUAUGGAAAGUGGUGAAACCUGCAUCUCUGCCAAUCCGGCCAACAUUCCCAGUAAAGCCUGGUGGACGAAAUCCAGUCCCAGUGCCAACAAACCUGUCUGGUUUGGAGCAGACAUGAACAGUGGAAUGAGAUUCCGCUAUGGAAAUAAGGAGGACCAGCCGAACGCCGUGGCAGUUCAGCUGAAACUGCUGCAGCUUUUGUCCAGAGAGUCGCACCAGAGCAUCACCUACCACUGCAGGAACAGCGUGGCGUACAAAGACGAGAAGAGCAGCAGUCUGAAGAAAGCCCUGGUCCUCAGAGGCUCCAACGGCCAGGAGCUGAGGGCGCAAGGCAACAACCGCCUCCGAUACGCCGUCAUCGAGGACGGCUGCUCGAAAUCAAACGGAGAGUGGGGCAAGACAGUGAUCGAGUACAGGACUCAAACCUCGGCCAGGCUGCCAGUGGUGGACUUGGCCCCCAUGGAUGUUGGAAAGGCUGAUCAGGAGUUUGGCCUGGACAUCGGCCCUGUGUGCUUCUCAUAAAACACAAACCAACACAAGAUGGACAGAAAUAGCCCUUUUUAGAUGAGUAACAUCAUCACAAGAAAUUAUAGGGACUCGUCUUUUUGUGAGCGUACGAGUCGAUGAAGGUUAGAUGUUUUAUUGCUGCCAUUCUUCACAUGUGGCUGAAUUUCCCAUCAGCUGUUGAAGUACAGUGUAUUGUUGUGUCUGCCUGCGGAUGAGAGCUGUGCGACUGGUAGCACACUGACAUAAUUUAUUCCCCAAUCAAUGCAUUUACAAUCUAGAGCACAGUACUUUACGGGGAAAUGCAUGUGGGUGGAAAAAAAAAACUGAGGUGCUGACAUUAAAAAAACAAAGUGGGGUUUCGAUGGAUUGUAUACCUGCAUAAACUGGAAAAACAGCCAAUAAUAUUAACAUUUCAAGAGAUUUAGUGUCUUUAUUGGGAAAUUUGAGUGGAUUGCAUAAGAAGGCUUACAGUGAAUAAAAGCAUACAAACCUCUUCACUUGGCUUUUUUCCAGUAAAUGCAUGUCCAGAGGCCUUGAUAUAGCAAUGACUGUAGUUUUUAAUUUUAAUGAAAUAAAAGAUUAAACUCAUGCUUGAACCUAAAUUAUUAAGUUCUGUGCAGGAACUCAUUUACUCAUUCAACAGAAAACCUUUGUAUCUCCUUUUAAAACUUCUGUAAAUGCAACAUAUGACUGUAAAUUGCAAAUUAUUUGUUUGUUGUUGACUAUG